CGACACAAACUCUACCAAACCGGCUAGCCCAAUAUUUUUGCAAAUUCUGGGAGGCAAAUACGCAAUUAGGGGCGCUUAAACCCUUUCUCUCCCUUUCCCCUCUCUCUUUCUCUGCCCAACUUGUUCAAAGUAAUUUGUGAUUAAGCUGCCAUUAUUGUCCCUGCUAACUUUCUCUUCUGCUUACUACUGCCUGUAAUUGCUACUGGAUCACGCUUCUCUAGAUACCUCAGCAGGCAUGGAGGAUUUUGAUAUAGAAUUGGAUGAGAUGGAACUAGUUGCUGCUGCAGUUGGACACUAUUAUCAUAAUAGCAUAAACAAGCAGCCUCAACAUAGUCUGUUGCCUAAUCGACCUAAAUACAUGACCGAACUAAUGGAGGGGCCAGAAGAUGAAUGUCGUGAAAUGCUGAGGAUGGAUAAACAUGUUUUCCAUAAAUUAUGUGGCAUUUUUCGACAAAGAGGUAUGCUUCGUGAUACGGCUGGGGUGUCGAUUGAAGAGCAACUAGCAAUCUUUUUGAACAUAAUUGGGCAUAAUGAGCGUAAUCGAGUUAUUCAAGACAGGUUUCAGCAUUCUGGAGAGACCAUAAGCAGGCAUUUCAAUAAUGUUUUGAAGGCCAUCAAGUCAUUGUCUCGUGAGUUCUUACAGGCACCGCCAAUUAACACACCCCUACAGAUCUUUGGUAGCAGAAGACACUUUCCAUAUUUCAAAGAUUGCAUUGGGGUAAUAGAUUGCAUGCACAUUCCUGCAAAUGUGCCAGCAAAAGAUCAAACUCGAUUCCGUAACAAGAUAGGUUUUCUAUCACAGAAUGUUUUGGCAGCUUGCACUUUUGAUCUGCAGUUUAUGUUUAUAUAUCCUGGAUGGGAAGGUUCGGUAUCAGAUUCUCGUGUACUGCAAGCCGUUCUUGAUGAUCCAGAUCAGAAUUUUCCUCACAUUCCUGAAGGUAAAUACUACCUUGUUGAUACAAGCUACUUAAACAUGGAAGGAUUUAUCGCCCCAUUUCAAGGAGUCCGAUACUGUAAUCACGAGUUCAAAGGCGCUAACUGUCUACCAAGAAAUGUGCAAGAGCUCUUUAAUCACCGGCAUUCAACCCUACGACAAGCAAUCUUGAGGUCUUUCCAUGUGUUGAAAGAACGAUUUCCUAUUCUGAAACUUGCCCCUCAAUAUGCAUUUCAAGUUCAAAGAGACAUUGUCAUUGCUGCUUGUGUUAUUCACAAUUUUAUCAGGCAAGAAGAUUGCAAUGAUUGGUUAUUUUCAAGUGUUGAAGAACAGAUUGUGGAAGAAGCUCCAGAUUAUGACGAUCUGCUUGAUAUGCCGUCAGGAUCUCCAUUAAAAGAGCAAAUGGGUAUGUUGCUAAGAGACUCAAUUGCAACUUCUAUGUGGAAUGAUUUCUUGAAUGAAUGGAAUGAAUGGUGAACCUGUUGCAUCAGUUCUGACGGAGUUUAAUGCCAGUAACCAUCCUUUUGUACAGAAAUACAACAUUUGAAGAAGUAAUUUGGCAGAAUCUUGAUUAUGUAGAUUUAUUCUCAGUUUCUCACUAAGUUGGCCAGCUCUUACAGUUUUUCUUGAGCAAUUUACUUCCUGAAGCUAUAAAACUA
Molecule: messenger RNA, 1593 nt
Organism: Spinacia oleracea (spinach)
Lineage: Eukaryota; Viridiplantae; Streptophyta; Magnoliopsida; Caryophyllales; Amaranthaceae
Exons: 4
Coding region: 236-1411 (391 amino acids)
Source: RefSeq, a predicted model, not a curated record